This is a messenger RNA of Phyllopteryx taeniolatus (common seadragon), 4708 nucleotides long. RefSeq names its product cGMP-inhibited 3',5'-cyclic phosphodiesterase 3A-like. The coding region runs from base 683 to 3706 and encodes 1007 amino acids. Gene Ontology annotation, cellular component: cytosol. The record is from RefSeq and is a predicted model, not a curated record. Gene Ontology annotation, molecular function: 3',5'-cyclic-AMP phosphodiesterase activity. Gene Ontology annotation, biological process: positive regulation of oocyte development; oocyte maturation. Lineage: Eukaryota; Metazoa; Chordata; Actinopteri; Syngnathiformes; Syngnathidae. The transcript has 14 exons.
UAUUUAUUUUUUUUACAUUGUACAGCAUGAGUUACUUGUCAGGAAAUGGGAAAUUAACAUUUUCUUUCGAGGUUAUGUUCACUUAAUGACGCUAUAUGCAUCACUGUAAUCAAGAUCACGCGGGUUCAUUGGUGGUAAGUGUGUGUGUGUGUGUGUGUGUUUUUAUUUUAUUUUUUUAUUUUUUUUAUUUUUUUUGCUUUGCCCUAUACAAUGGUUACAUUAGUGAGAUACCGAAGACAACGCCUGCUUGGCUGGCUGAGGCACGCUGUUGAGGAUUUGAGGGGCUUUUGACGGCGGUGCCUCGAUGGGGUGCGAAAUGAGCUCACGGCUUUGCUCGGGAGAGCUGCCGAUAAGCGGACUUUUCUGAACCCCGACGCGACCUGACGGACACUCGCUUGGCCGCUUUUAUGCCGGAAAAGUCACGGGAGGAUCCACGAGUCGGUAGUGUGGGACUUUUGUAUUGUUUGCGCGCAGUUGCGCAGCGAUGACACGCGGGAUACAGACUUUAAAUGCACGCGACUGGAUCUCGUCAACGUCUGCAAGACAAUAACGGAGAAUGUGGCGUCCAGUGCGUAAAAGGGGACCGUCCUCGCCCUCCUCACGCCUGCAAUAAAGUGCGCUUGUUGUCCCGUGAGCACAGCGCCGUAGAUGCUCCACAGGCUCGUUCCUGUCUACUGUGACCAUGCGUGCACAUCUGGAGCGGACGCGCGCCGCAGAAAAAGGCUGUGGCGCGCCAGGCCGCAACGGUUACGCGCAAACACGUGUCGUCCCACUGAGCCGCGACCCGCGCCGCGCGUCGUCGUGGUGGGUGAGGCUCGCGCGGGCCCGUGCGUGGACUUGCGGCGGAGUGGGCCGCGCGGCGUGUGCGCUCGCGCUGGCCGUGCUGCUGAGGUGCGCUGCACACUGGAGCUGUGAGCCGUGCGCACUCCCGCAGCAGCAGUCGUGCGCUCGCCCUCAGUCGCUCGCGGGCUGCCUGGCGGAACUGCUGCUCGCUUGCUGGGCUGCGCUCUCGCCCUUCUUCAGCCUCCUGUGCGCCUUCUUCUGGCUCGGCGUCUACCUAAUCCGCUGCGGCGUGCUGCUCCGCACCGCCCUCUCGCUCCUCACCGUGUUCCACCUGGCCGAGGCGGCGGCGUGGAGCCUCCUGGGCGGCCCGCACGAAGUAGCGGCCGCGCUGGUGUUGGCGUGCGUGGCCGGCGGCGCACUGAUGGUAGCGCGCCCGGACCGGGGCACGUCGGUGGUCGCGGUCGUCAGCAUCGUGCGCGCCGUCUCCCUCUUCUCGCUGCACAAGGUUCGCUCGGCUUGGAGGCCGUACGUGGCGUACCUGCUGGGAGUCGUGGGCAUCCUGCUGGCGAGGUAUGCUGACAGACUCCUCGCCGGCCAAGGGACACUGGAGGAGGGCUGCACCCUCGUGACUGGAGCCAAGGAAGACGUCCCCGCAUUUAAAAGACGCAGGAGGUCCAGUUCGGUGAUAUCCACAGACAUGGCACACAGUCAGUCCAACAGCAAGUCACAUCGCAGGACCUCUCUGCCAUGCAUCCAGAGGGACCAGAUGCUAGCCCGCUCAGACUGGGAACACAAAAGAGGCUCCCGAGGAUCACAGUCAUCAGGCACCAGUGUCAUGGUGGACAUUGCAGUGAUGGGAGAAGCACAUGGACUGAUUACAGACCUGCUGGCUGACCCCUCUCUGCCCUCCAACACCUGCACCUCACUGCGGGCUGUCAGCAGCCUGCUCACCACCCAGCUCACCUUCCAGCCCUUGCACCGGCCACGCCCCUCUCCCCUGCUUAACCCCUCGGACGCCUACGUCUGCUCCGACUCCGAGGAGGGACCUGAGAAGGGAGAGAAGACGUCCAUCCAUAAGCGUCUGAGGCGGAGUCUCCACCCGGGUCUUCUGAGGAGGAUCUCCUCCACGUGGACCACCACCACCUCCGCCACAGGCCUGCCCACAAUCGAGCCAGGGCCUGUGCGGCGGGACCGCAGCGCCAGCAUCAAACCCUACCAUGAAACGCUCACGUGCAGUUGUGGAAGACCAUACAUCAGACUGAGCCACGGAGAGGGCUCCAUAGACAAGGGAGACAGGAUACCACGCCCAGCAGAGGAUCAAGUGGUUGUGUCAUCAGACUAUGACAGCACCCACGAAGCCAACCAUAGUGACAGCAGUGAUGUAGCACAAACAGAGGAGGACACAGAGGAAGGGAAAAACCCCUCCCAGAAUGUCAUUCUCCACCCGCUUUUACCUCCUGAGGACAAACCUAUUCUGGCCCCAGAGCCGCUAUUAAUGGAAGAUUUAGAGCCGAUGAUGAGUCAGCUAAACAAUUGGAACUUUCCCAUCUUCAGCUUGAUGGAGAAGACUAACGGUAAAUGUGGACGGAUCCUCAGUCAGGUCUCUUACAGGCUUUUUGAGGACACUGGGUUGUUUCGGACCUUCAAGAUUCCAAUCCAAGAAUUCAUGAACUACUUCCAUGCCCUUGAAAAUGGUUACAGAGACAUACCAUACCAUAAUAGGGUGCACGCCACGGAUGUGCUCCAUGCAGUCUGGUACCUCACCACACAGCCGGUUCCGGGUCUGCCCAGCCUCAUUGCUGAACACAGCUCUGCUAGUGACUCAGACUCCGACAGCGGAAUAACUCACAGUCAUAUGGGCUUCCUGGUGUCAAAGACAUACACUGUGUCAGAGGACGGUUAUGGCUGCUUGUCUGGCCUCAUACCGGCUCUGGAGCUUAUGGCCCUCUACGUGGCUGCUGCAAUGCACGACUACGACCACCCCGGGCGGACCAACGCGUUCCUCGUGGCUACCAGCGCCCCGCAGGCGGUGCUCUACAAUGACCGUUCGGUCCUGGAAAACCACCACGCUGCCUCGGCCUGGAACCUCCUGUUGUCCCGACCGGAGUUCAACUUCCUUGUCAACUUGGACCACAGGGAGUUCAAGCGAUUCCGUUUCUUGGUCAUUGAGGCCAUACUAGCCACGGAUUUGAAGAAGCACUUUGAUUUUCUUGCAGAGUUUAAUGCAAAGGUGGGUGAUGAUCCAUCUUCAGGCAUUGAUUGGUCCAAUGAGAAUGACAGGUUGCUGGUCUGCCAGAUGUGCAUAAAGCUGGCUGACAUCAAUGGGCCGCUUAAGUGUAAGGACCUGCACCUACAGUGGACAGAGGGCAUUGUCAAUGAGUUCUAUGAACAGGGUGAUGAAGAAUCCAGUCUGGGUCUCCCCAUCAGCCCCUUCAUGGACCGAGCCGCGCCACAGUUGGCCAAACUCCAGGAGUCAUUUAUCACGCAUAUCGUGGGACCCUUGUGCAAUUCUUAUGACUCGGCCUGCCUCAUGCCGGGGCGGUGGGUGGAGCCCAAGACGGGUGCAGAGGAGCCUGAAAGCACAGAGAAUGAAGAUGAGGAGGAAGAUACGGCAGAGGAAGACGCAUCCACUAGCUCAGAGUCGUCACAGAAAGCAGCCAAGAAAAGAAGGAAAGUGUUCUGUCAGAUCACCCAUCACCUGCUAGAGAACCACGAGAUGUGGAAGAAAGUUAUUGCGGAGGAGGCCCAGAAGCAGGGCCAAGGAGCAGAGUCGGUCCACGUGAACAGUGUAGCAGAGCCGAUUUUGGCUAUCCACGAGGAGGAAGAGGAGCCAGGCAGCAGAGAGGAGCUGGUUGAAGGGGAGGAUCCUGAGGAACCUGAGUGGCCUGCGUCGCCACAAGAAGUGGAGGAAGAUCCAGAGUGAACGCGACAUCCAGCAUCUGUCAGGAUUAGGACAAGUGUUUCUCGUUUUCUUAUACUAUUUACUGAAUCCUGUUUUUGCCAGCACAUCACUUUAGACACAACACUGUAGAUUGGGAAAUGUGUGCCUACAAAAUACAAAACAGGGUGGGAAAUUUUGUGCUUUACACAUUUUGUCUAAAUAUUUGAUUUCACCAAACAUUUAAAGGAGCUUUCCGUCUUGCAAUACGAGAUUAUGCAUGUACUUUGGAAUACAGACUCUUUUGUUACUGUCAAAGGAAGAGGCAGACUGGCUACACAGACCUCAACCACAGUGUGGUGACACAGGACUGAUGAAAUUUGCUGCCACUUUAUACAUCAUUAUUUUCUGAAUGCAAUUAUAUAGAGACGUCCCAAAUACUUGUGCUUCAAUUUCAGCUGGAGUUUUUGAGUGGGGGUCACAAAUGGGCCAUAAUAUAUUUAUGGCUUUUAAAAGAAGUAAAUUAAUUGAGGAACAUUGGUGGAACUGUCAUUCCUUUAACCUCAGCCAACAUGACUCACACACAAUAAAAUAUUUAUAAAUGUUAUACUUUGUUAUGUACUGUACAGCCAUUUAUGUUCAAGUGCUGAUACUUCAUCCUCAUCACAUCCCCUGUGCGUUUGUGUCCACGUGAAUGAUUCCUCAGCCUAAAACAUGGAUAAGGUUCACCUCUAUUUUGCUGUUACGCAAAGUAUGAAAAACAUGAAAAAGGGAUCUCUGCAAUGACGCAGCGGCAAUCUUUUAAUGGGCAGAUGCGUACGGUCACCCGAACAGAGAAUAAACGAAGUUCGACAUUCAAAAUGCAUUUGGAAUGUCUUAGUAAAGAACAGAGUCAUACAUCCAUGAGAAGCGAUAGGAAGACUCGAAAGGGAAUAUUACAUCAAUGAUCCGUCAAGUAAUGUAAUACCCUGCUUUUUUGUUUCCAUGAUUUCUAAAUGGCUCUGAAUUUUGUAUUCUCUGUGUGUAAUAAACUCCUCCAUAUGUGAA